AUCCUGCUUCCUCAGGCGGCGGGCGGCGGGGCUGCAAGCUCCGGCAGCGGCGGUGGCAGCAGCGGCGGCAGCAGCGGCGGCUUCCGGAGUCCCGCCGCGAAGAUGCUCAAAGUCACGGUGCCCUCCUGCUCCUCCUCGUCCUGCUCUUCGGUCACCUCCAGUGUGGCCCCCGGGGCUGGGAGCGUCGUCUUGGAUUACUGGAUCGACGGUUCCAACAGGGAUGCUCUGAGCAAUUUCUUCGAGGUGGAGUCGGAGCUGGGACGGGGUGCUACAUCCAUUGUGUACAGAUGCAAACAGAAGGGGACCCAGAAGCCUUAUGCUCUCAAAGUGUUAAAGAAAACAGUGGACAAAAAAAUCGUAAGAACUGAGAUAGGAGUUCUUCUUCGCCUCUCACAUCCAAACAUUAUAAAACUUAAAGAAAUAUUUGAAACUCCUGCAGAAAUCAGUCUGGUCCUAGAACUCGUCACAGGAGGAGAACUAUUUGACAGGAUUGUGGAAAAGGGAUAUUAUAGUGAGCGAGACGCUGCAAAUGCCGUCAAACAGAUCCUGGAGGCAGUCGCUUACCUACAUGAAAAUGGGAUUGUACAUCGUGAUCUCAAACCAGAAAAUCUUCUCUAUGCAACACCAGCCCCAGAUGCACCACUCAAAAUCGCUGAUUUUGGACUCUCUAAAAUUGUGGAACAUCAAGUGCUCAUGAAGACAGUAUGUGGAACCCCAGGGUACUGCGCACCUGAAAUUCUUAGAGGCUGUGCCUAUGGACCAGAGGUGGACAUGUGGUCUGUAGGAAUAAUUACCUACAUCUUACUUUGUGGAUUUGAACCAUUCUAUGAUGAAAGAGGCGAUCAGUUCAUGUUCAGGAGAAUUCUGAAUUGUGAAUAUUACUUUAUCUCCCCCUGGUGGGAUGAAGUAUCUCUAAAUGCCAAGGACUUGGUCAGAAAAUUAAUUGUUUUGGAUCCUAAAAAACGGCUGACUACCUUUCAAGCUCUCCAGCACCCUUGGGUAACAGGUAAAGCAGCCAAUUUUGUACACAUGGAUACGGCUCAAAAGAAGCUCCAGGAGUUCAAUGCUCGACGCAAACUUAAGGCAGCCGUGAAGGCUGUGGUGGCUUCUUCACGCUUGGGAAGUGCCAGCAGCAGCCAUGGCAACAUCCAGGAGAGCCAGAAGACUAGCCAAGAACCUUCUCCCAUCCAAAGCAGCAGCGAGAACAUCAAAGCGAUGCCAGAAGUAGAGAACACCCAAGGAGAUGGGCCCCAAGUGGCCGUGGAGGGUGAAGAGGCUGAGUUGAUGAAGGUGCAGUCCUUAGAGGAGGUGAAAGAUGAAGAUAUAAAUGCUGAGGAAGUCCCCAUGAUGGAGCCCGAUGCUCUGGAGGACGAGAUAAAGAUUGCUGACCCAGAAAUGGAGGAGAGCCCAGUGGAAGAGAAACUGAAGACUGUGGAGGAAGCAGCAGACCCCAGAGAAGGGCAGGAGAACCCUGCCGUGGGACUUGGAGUUCCACAACAAGAUGUGAUCUUGCCAGAGUACUAAGUUGACUUCCUUUAGAUCCGGAAGUCAAACUCUGGCAUUUUAUGUGCUUUGUCCUUCAGCAAGGAAGGGUGUGGAAGCAUGAUAUGCACUAAUAGUGAUUCUGUUUUUGAGGUGCAAAAAAAAAAAUACAUAUAUACAAGUUGGUAAUCCUAACUUCAAUGCAUGUGACUGCUUUAUGAAAAUAAUAGUGUUUUCUAUGGCAUGUAAUGGAUACCUAGUACCGAUGAGUUAAAUUUGAAAUUGCAAGUAAACACAACCCUUAAAAACACCCAUUUUCAGCAACCAGUGGCAGACAUUUUAAGUAAAAUAGUACAAAUUAAUUUUCCUUUGAAAACCUAGCCAUCCUACAUCCUUUGGGUUUCUUCACAAGGCAGUAAUUCCUUUGAACUGCUUCUCAGAUAAUACUAGGAGAUGCUAUAAAAUAUAUUUCCAUGGCCUACCCAAUAUUUUUCAGCAUUAAUGUGUUCAAAACUGUUUACAAGGAAAUGGAUAUAUAAGUGAUAGUCAUACAGAAUGUGCAAAAAGUUCCAUUUACAAUGGUAAGAAAUUGAAGCAUACUUAUAAGGGCCAUGAAUUCAUAUGCCCCUAAA
Messenger RNA from Urocitellus parryii (Arctic ground squirrel), 2114 nucleotides. It is a transcript of the gene Camk4, whose product is annotated as calcium/calmodulin dependent protein kinase IV. NCBI's taxonomy places the organism in Eukaryota, Metazoa, Chordata, Mammalia, Rodentia, Sciuridae. Gene Ontology annotation, biological process: protein phosphorylation. The record is from RefSeq and is a predicted model, not a curated record. Gene Ontology annotation, molecular function: protein kinase activity; ATP binding.